This is a messenger RNA of Trichobilharzia szidati, 367 nucleotides long. The record is from the annotation of a GenBank genome assembly. NCBI's taxonomy places the organism in Eukaryota, Metazoa, Platyhelminthes, Trematoda, Strigeidida, Schistosomatidae.
AGGAGUCGGUCUCCUUGUGUUACUUCUCUUCGUAUUCGUGUCGAGAAUUCGAUCACGACCAAUUGGUGUCUAUGUCGUGUUUUCAAUUGUAAUUGUGCUGUGGUCUGUUGGAUUCGCUGCUUUUUUGUCACCUGUUGGACUGAAAGCUGGACUCAUAUCUCUGGCCUGUAUACUUGUGGUGGAAAUUCCAAUAGUUGCGUUGGCUAUGCUCAUGCCUCGAUUGAAUCCGUUGGGGGUGAUAGUGUUUGACACGGUUACAUUGACGUUAGCGAUAGUGGUACUCGUCUUGAGCGUUUUCUAUGUGUUCUCCAAGCAAGAUAUAAUUUUAGCUCUGGUGGUAUUUUUCUGUGCGUUAUUCAUACUCUUC